This is a messenger RNA of Caenorhabditis remanei, 252 nucleotides long. RefSeq lists its product as uncharacterized. The transcript has 2 exons. Bases 1 to 252 code for a protein of 83 amino acids. The record is from RefSeq and is a predicted model, not a curated record. NCBI's taxonomy places the organism in Eukaryota, Metazoa, Nematoda, Chromadorea, Rhabditida, Rhabditidae.
AUGAAAUUGGAACAAUACAACAAAAAUCUGAAUUCUACAAUUCACUACGACUAUACCAGACGUCCAAGUUGGUGGUCCUCUCACAGAAAUUCCAUUCCAAAAAUCGUGAUUUCUCCGGGAUUCACUACUCCAGAAUUCGAGAACUUGGAACGUGGCUCCCCGAUAGGUCAUGUGAUUCAGUGCAAUCUACAAAGCAGCCGACUGAAUAAAAGUCAAUCAAAUUUACACCUGGCUCUACCUCAACGAAGAUGA